Messenger RNA from Spirometra erinaceieuropaei, 521 nucleotides. The record is from the annotation of a GenBank genome assembly. NCBI's taxonomy places the organism in Eukaryota, Metazoa, Platyhelminthes, Cestoda, Diphyllobothriidea, Diphyllobothriidae.
AUGACGACAUCUGCUAGGGAAGUGAGAAGAGAAAAUGAAGAACACCAAGAACUAAAGGCACAUCUUUACGCAAACCCGACCAAGGUCAGCCUCAUUCGCAGUAGCGUGGCGCUGAGUGAGACCAUCGCAGAACCGUCCAUUCAAAAACUACAGAAGAAGGUAAAAUGCGAUUAAUCGACGUGACAGACUUCUGAAGAUCGAGACUAUCCUCACGAAAUUUGAUGCAAUUCGUGCACUGGAUAAGCAGCGCUAUCCACAGCAUUUCCGAGUAGGCCGACUCAUAGAACACAGGUGUUUUAGACCUAAAACUGACAAGCCUACAACCAAAACACUUGUCUGCCAACAAAAAGAAGCUUUGUCGCGUAAAGGUAGGCGCCUCAAAAUAAUUUAUUUUGACAUUCUGAGGUUGGCAACUCAACUAGAUGCUUAUAUUGAUCAAAAGACUUCUAAAAUAUUUGUCUUUCCUUGCAGAAGAUUAUGACAAAACACACGAAGUGUUUCCUUUACAACACGAAAAAUGA